AAUAGUGAUAUUGUAGAUAAUAGUUCUAUAUCCUCUCAGCAGAUCAACUAUACGGAAGAAAUAACAUACGGCCUCAAAAAUUCCAAUGAGUCUGAUAAAGGUGAUAAUUCUCCUGCAGUCAUAAAUGGCCCAAUUGAAUUAGAGCUUGACAAUGUUGAUGAUGAAGGAGACAUUGAAAUCAAAAGGAGUCAUCGUACAUCUAAGAAGCCUUUCUUGUUCUCUGAUACUGAAAGUGAUUUUCAGAAUGAUGACAUCAUAACUGAUGCUUCAUCGAGUGCUGAGAGAUUACCAAUAGAUGAGUCACAAGAAACUUCACCAGAAAAUGAAGACCAUGAUAGCUUAGAAGAU
Messenger RNA from Ogataea philodendri, 348 nucleotides. RefSeq lists its product as uncharacterized. The record is from RefSeq and is a predicted model, not a curated record. The annotation marks the transcript as partial. NCBI's taxonomy places the organism in Eukaryota, Fungi, Ascomycota, Pichiomycetes, Pichiales, Pichiaceae. The transcript has a single exon.